CACUGCACAAACUACUUGACGUCCAUGGCCAUCGGUUCCCUCAAAAUUGUCUCGCUCUUGCUUAUUAGCCUCCUCUUUUCUCCUACAAAUGAAGCACAUGUUACUUAUCUUCACCACAAUUGCUCUCCCAACAUAACCUUCGCUGCCAACAGUGCUUUUCAAUCGGACCGAACGACGCUCUUCUCUUCCCCAGCUUUCGUCAACACCGACUUCUACAACGCCACCGUUGUCGGUGGCGGCGACACCGUCCACGGCCUCUUCAUGUGUCGGGGUGACGUCAACCUCGCGAUGUGCCACCAGUGCGUCGUUCACGCAACCCAACGAUUAUCUUCGGAGUGCCGAGUUUCGAAGGAGGCAAUAAUCUGGUACGACGAGUGCUUGCUUCGCUAUUCUAACCGUUUCUUCUUCUCCACCAUUGACACGAGGCCUAGACUCAGCCUCUUUGACGCCGGAAGUGUCUCAAACCAGGCAAGCUUCAUGAGAACAUUGUACGAUACAAUGAACAGGACGGCAGAUGAGGCGGCUAAACCAGCUGUUGGGAAAAAGAAGUAUGCGACCGGAGCAGCGAAUUUCUCAUCGUUUCAAACUGUGUAUUGUCUAGCACAGUGCACACCGGACCUUUCGCCGUCAGAUUGCAGAAGUUGCCUGAGUGGUGUGAUUGGGGAACUUAAGUGGUGUUGUAGUGGGAAGCAAGGAGGAAGAGUGCUGUACCCGAGCUGUAAUGUCCGCUAUGAGUUGCACCCUUUCUAUCAGUCGGAAGCUGCAGGUGUUCCUCCUACAAAUAGUACCGGUUCCCAAGGAAAAGGUGGAAUCUCAUCGGGGGCGAUUGUUGCGAUUGUGGUUCCAACUUCUGUGGCUGUCCUGAUAUUUAUAGUCGGCAUCUGUUGCCUGAGUAAACGAGCAAUGGAGAAGUACGACUCUGAUGCCAAAGGUAAAUCUGCAAUUGACAUCGGCAAAGUGGAUUCACUGCAAUAUGAUUUCAGUACAAUUGAAGCAGCCACGAACAAGUUCUCUGCAGAUAACAAGCUUGGUGAAGGCGGAUUUGGACCGGUUUACAAGGGGACGCUUGCAAAUGGACUAGAAAUUGCUGUGAAGAGACUCUCCCGAGAAUCUGGACAAGUUGUACAAGAAUUUAAGAAUGAAGUAGAGGUGGUUGCGAAGUUACAGCACAGAAAUUUGGUGAGGCUGCUGGGAUUUUGUGUGCAAGGGCAAGAAAAUAUUCUUGUUUAUGAAUAUUUUCCCAACAAAAGUCUUGAUCACAUUCUUUUCGAACCUGAAAAGCAAAAACAGCUAGAUUGGACAAAGCGGUACAAGAUUGUCAAAGGAAUUGCUCAAGGCAUUAAAUACCUUCAUGAAGAUUCAAGACUUAAAAUUAUACAUCGUGAUCUUAAAACUAGUAAUAUAUUAUUGGACAGUGACAUGAAUUUAAAAAUAUCAGAUUUUGGUUUGGCAAGGAUUUUUAUGGUGGACCAAACUCAUGAAACCAUUAACAUUGCUGGAACACUUGGAUAUAUAUCUCCGGAAUACGCCAUGCAUGGACAGCUUUCUGUUAAGUCUGAUGUGUUCAGCUUUGGUGUCCUUUUAAUGGAGAUUAUAAGUGGGAGGAGGAAUAGUCCUUCCUAUCAAAUGGAGGGUGGUGAGGACCUGGACCUGCUUAUCUAUGCCUGGAAACUUUGGAAGGAUGGAGAACCCUUGGAACUGUUGGACCCCACAAUAAGAGAAUCUUAUGCUCCAGAUGAAGUUAUGAGAUGCAUCCACAUUGGUUUGCUGUGCGUUCAAAGUGAUCCAGCAGAGAGGCCUUCAAUGUCAUCCAUAGUUCUGAUGCUUGAAAAUUAUCCUAUGACUCUGCCAACCCCUUCGCUGCCUGCAUAUUUUGUGCAAAAUGGAGCUUCUCGAAACAUUCUUGGUCAAUCCACGCCCAACACACUACCAAUGUCAGUCAACGAGAUGUCGGUUAGUGAUGAAUGCGUCGGUAAGCUUGAAAGUUGGAGGUUUUAAUGCACACGUGCCUCUGUCUAAGUGGUCGGUCUAUUCAGGCAACGUUUUAUUUAUAGCCACGAUGUCUGCAGAUGAAUUCUUUUGUUCCUCCUGUAAUAUUUUGAGUU
Molecule: messenger RNA, 2105 nt
Organism: Neltuma alba
Lineage: Eukaryota; Viridiplantae; Streptophyta; Magnoliopsida; Fabales; Fabaceae
Product: putative receptor-like protein kinase At4g00960
Exons: 7
Coding region: 25-1998 (657 amino acids)
Biological process (GO): defense response to bacterium; protein phosphorylation
Cellular component (GO): plasma membrane
Molecular function (GO): protein serine/threonine kinase activity; ATP binding
Source: RefSeq, a predicted model, not a curated record